AUGGCUAUCGAACUGAAAAAGUCGGAGUUGAUUUUCAACAAGCCCCUAUACAUUGGUAUAGCUAUUCUUGAUUUAUCGAAAAUUGUCAUGUUUGAUUUCCACUACAAUUUCAUGUUACCAAAGCUUGGAGCUGACGUAAAACUCAUGUAUACCGAUACGGACAGCUUCAUCUACGAAAUUGUAUGUGACGAUGUGUAUAGUGAGGUGAUUGAUGCAAAUAUCGAGAGAUUUGACACGUCUGACUAUGCUCCAGACAAUAUUUAUGGUAUACCUCGAGUAAAUAAAAAAGUCUUGGGCCUAUUAAAGAAUGAGGCAAACGGUAAGAUUAUUACGCAUUUUGCUGGACUACGAUCCAAGAUGUACAGUUAUAAAUUGGAUAUAACGGAUGAGGAUAUUGAAAAAGAGAGAAAGCGAUUGGAAAGAAAGGGAUUCAGUAAAGAACGACUAGAUAGGGAAUUGGAAAAUUUCGGUAUAAAUAAAAAAUCCAAAGGUGUCAAGAAAUGUGUUGUCAAAAAUAAGUUGACUUCUGAUGACUAUGUGAAUUGUCUGACGGCUUGGAAAGGAAAGACCGUAGCCCAGCAAACGAUUCGUUCCUACGCUCACGAUGUUUUUCCAUCGAACAAACAAAAAUUGGUCUGA
Molecule: messenger RNA, 639 nt
Organism: Phaedon cochleariae (mustard beetle)
Lineage: Eukaryota; Metazoa; Arthropoda; Insecta; Coleoptera; Chrysomelidae
Source: the annotation of a GenBank genome assembly